UUGAUUGUAGAAUGCAAACAGAUCGACAGACAACCACAAACCCUCUUUGUGAAUUACAUGGUUCCUUUCUGUAUCCACUUGUUACUUGCUUUAAAACCUGCUGCCACAAAAGGAGCAAGAAAUUCAUCCAAGGUCAUAUCUGCAAAUAUUCCUUCACCAUCAAAUCCAAUGUCAACAUCAUUGUCCCAUGGGAGCGGUUUGCCGAUACGAUGCGCUCCCCAAAUGGAACCAUACAUCAACUAAUGCCGGAUUUUCAUGUCGUCUAGUAUUUUGUAAACUUUGUAUGUAACUUCCAGCAGCUGAUUUAUUUCUAAUUCACUGUUCUGACAAGAAACAACUGAUCCCCACCUGUUAUAGUAAGCAAAGUUCUGUAAAUUUAAGUACACAUACGUUCCCACAAGGCCCAAACCUAUUACGAGACGGAUAAGCAGGCUCCGCUUUCUGCGUCUCAUCAGUUCUCCUUGUCUGUUUUUUUCAUUAGGCGUGUCUGUAGCUGAGGAUGGACAGGAGCAUAAUGGUAUCUGAAAAAUGGAUAAAACCAUUUAAAAAGUUAACAAAAAUAACUUAAUACAUGCUUUUUUGAGUGGAAUGACCAUCAUGAUAAUGCAUCUGAACUUUUAAGAACGAUGCAAUAAAUUUGUAUGGCAUUUCUCAUUUAAGAACGUAAAAUUAGAAACCUAAUUCCAGCUCCCCUCCAUACCAGAGGGGAUUGGACAAGACCAGAAAUGGCUUAGUAUUACAAAGUUUUAUGUAAACGCCCAUAAAAACUCAGUUAAAUGACCUUGCUUUCCAUGAUUUCUCGUAGCUCAGUUUAUAGAGCACCCACAGAGUGUUUGGGAGGUCAUGGUAUCGAUUCCUGUCAGGACUCAGAUUUUCGUUGUCCAACGCUCGUGUCAUGUUGAUUAGUUUACUUUUCACUUUUCAUUGCCAAGCUUAAAAAUUUACUGUCUUUAUUUAAAUAUCAAAUUCUCAUGGUGUUCGCGGGAGCUCUGAACAGACAACCAAAUGUCAAACACAUUCAUGCCGAGAAAACACACAACGAAAAACGUCUUCUUCCCUCAAGAAGCGAUUCCUUCCAAAUUGACUUGUGAGAAAAUACAUGCUCCUUAUUGGUCCAUUACCUAUAAUACAAUUCAGUGCAUGUCCAACCUCCUCUAGCUACAAACAAUAAUGUCACAAAUCUGGCUCAUGAAGAGACUGUAUUCACAUUUUCUUCCCAAAGAAAUACUACUGAGAGUAAAUUAUGAGGAGAUCAGAAUCUCUGAUAAAUGACGCAAGCAAGUAGAAGCUCUGAAACUUAUUAGAAAGUUGUUACAUUCCACUGAACAACUCAAGUCUAGCUUUUAUGAGUUGAUGAGGUCAAAGAUUUUUACCAACAAUGUCGGUAUACCACAAUGGCUGUCUCAGACUGCAGUGUUUAUCCUUGACCUCACUGUGACCUCACCUUGUUAUCCUGGACGGGACAAAUUAAUAACUAGGAUGUACUAUUUCAAAUCCCAGUUAGUUCCCUUGGGAGUUCAAGAUAGCAGUAAAUUCAUUAAUGUCAAAGACCGGCAAACUGCAAUCGAAAGCCAGUUUUAUUGUUUACUGGACAAAGGGUUAUGAGCUAUUAGGAUUUGAUGAUUUAGUUACUGUAAUAAAAAGUACUGACCAAUAACCUGCCCUUGAUAUAAUUUGCUCCUUAUCAGUUUUAUCAACAACCAGGAAUGUUAUAUUUAUAUUUCAGUGAGGGGAGAGUUGAAAAGACUGAGCCCCGUCCCGCGGACUACCCAGUGACCCCCACUCCGUGGACUACCCUGCGGACUACCCCCACGGACUACCUUAAAUAACCAACCACAUUUACUUUAACGUGGAAAAGAGACAAUCGUGACUGUAUGAAAAACAGUCGCCAUUUUCGUUUCACCAACUUCCUCGACCGAGUGUUUUUUUUUCUUUUUACUUCAUUCUUCAUGGACCUUAUGCCAAAUCCCCGUUUUCUGAAUGGACUGUUUCUGGAUUCCGUGUAUUUUGUGUUUAUGGUUGCCCCAAAUCUACACGGGCAGAAUGUCAUGCCUCAGUGUUAUGUCGGUGAAACCGCUAGACAUUUUGGCACCAGGACUACUAACUUAGGAAGCGCUUAAUCUCAGAUCUCAAUUCCCAUGUCUAGAAACAUCUUUAGGGUUCUGAGUUGUGUAAGAACCUAGGCUCUUUUAAUUGUUUUUGCAUUUUGGAAUCGGCUCUUACCAGGUUUUAACUUAAGAUCAAAGAAGCCCUUCAUGUUGAAUGGGAACGACCUGCACUGAAUAAGCAACUGAAACAUGUUAGUUUAAGGGGGCUGGAAACAGUUUCCACUACUUUCCAAGGCUUACAGUUUGAUGGGUCAUUAUAACCACUCUAUACCAGUUGAUGCCAAAAUCAUAAUAUCAACAAACUGGCCAAUCAUCGGUGAACAAGUUGCUGUUAGUUUUGAGGCACAAUAGGUUACCAUAGUAACAAUAUGACCUGCUAAAAACACCCUUAAUUUUAGCUUUAAGCGCUUAUGACUCAAAAAUGAGCUCGGUGACCCCCAUGUUUUAUUAUCGAAUUGUAAUCAACAUGAUAAGAUGGAACUUUUUGCAAAGUUUAAAAAAAAUUCUGCGAAGGGGUUUCAGAGCCACCUUAAAUUUUGGAAAAUUUUCCUUUCCCUCCAUUUUGGGACUUGCAGCCACUGUGUCCUUCUUCCAUAACGAAGCCCGAUUUACUCAGAUUUAGGUGUUCUUCCGGGCAUGUUCUCUCCAAAACGAGGUCGGUGACCCCCAUUUUUUUUACAUUUCUGACAUCACUAACUGAUCAUCUUUCAGUGGUAAAAUUUUCAGAAAAAAAAUCAAUGUUAGAACAUUUUCGCGCGAACGUCCUUAAUUAACACUCUUACUUUAAUUACUUUUAGUGUUCAACAUUUUUCACAAACUUGUACUUGCACCUUUUUAUUUUCCCAGUUUUGUAACCAUUAUUCUACAUUUUGCAAUUAUCGCGUACUUGUUUCUUACUUCAUAUAAAGUCACUCCCUUGUAAACAUCCUUCAACUGAAGAUGGUACUGGGUAUCUGAAACAUUCUUUGUAAAUGCAAACGUUUUUACGAUAACUGCAGAAAUUCUCGCGCGCUCAUUGACAAGUUUUUAUUGUCAAUAACCGGACAGACACAUGAAUUUAUAAUUUAUGCGAUGCGUCAAGGAACGAAAGCGGACAAUUUGACAAUUUGUUAGUCUGCGGAUCCACUCGACUAUCUCCUCGUGGAUCCACAGCUCCUUUCACAAUGCCCUUGUUAUGAUGAAAUUCAUGAUCAAUAACAGGACAGACGCAUGAAAACUGACGUCAAUUUUUUAAGUCGUUUGAUUCGAGUCUUUCAGCUACGAAGAUUUGGCAUCUUAAGAUAUAAAUUUUAGCUUUUGUACAUGAAAAGGUAAAUUCUGAAGAACUCUUGGUAAGAACUUUUUUCCAUUUUUUCUUUGUUUUCAAACAGUGCUAACAACAGCAUUUUUGGUUAAGCCGACAUUGAUGCUAAGUAUCUCUGAAAAAAAUGUUGCUGCCACUACUUUCUUUUUGAAUUCCAAUAGCCUUUGCCAGAUUCUGGCUCGAGAUUUUUCUAUUUAUAGGUGUUCCGAAGGUACCUUUCUUAAUUAUUUAUUAUUAUAUGGCUUGUGUUUGAAUCCAGUAUAACGCGCGCUCUGAUUGGCUAAGUGCAACUUAACGACAGGGCAUUAUUCUCCUGUAAUGCCCACGGGCUGAUUACGAUUACGGAUUAUGCAAAUUAGGAAAAGAAAAAACACAAAAGGUUAUCCAAAUCUAGACCAUAUUUCCUUUAUUUACAUUUAAAAUCGUUGUGAUACAAGACGAUGAGUGACGAUUAACAUUCAGAGAGUUAAUUAUAUCACUAUUUUAAGGAAAAAAUGAAGUUACAUCGGCAAAUUACGAACGAGUUCAUUGGUCAGGGAGAAAUUGAAUUAAGGUCUCAGUGUACCCCAAAUUUGAUCAUUUUUCAAAAAAGUUGUUUUCCGCCUUUUUAGAUAGAUCUUACAGCAAUCUUUUCUAGAUCUUAUAGCAAUCUUUUAUUUUAAAAAAAUUCUAUGAAAAAAGAUUGAAUGUAAGCAAAGUUAUUAACGAAAAUUGUUUCUUUCCAUUAAUUAUCUCUAAUUGAUAACUGUCAACACGUUGUCAACACGAGAGUUAAUUUGCAUUAAAAGAUCACGUGACAGACGUGGUGUUGUGCGAUUUUCACACGUUUGUGAGCUGCUUCAAGAAUUUUCUAAUUUGUAGACAAAAAUUUAAAAACUUGUAUCUAUUCCAUGUAGUCGAAGAAAAAGGCAAGAGUCCUAGCUUGUCCUUUUGCUAGUGCGAAGUAAUAUGUCAAACACGAGAAACAGUGUUUCAUCGGGAUAUCCAAACACCAAGAAGAGAGUUGAAAAUACGACGCGCAGCGGAGUAUUUUUUGACGAAAUUGGAGGUGUUUGAAUAUCCGAUGAAACACUGUCUCGAGUGUUUGAUAUAUCUUCUCAAUCGAAACAAAAACUAAGGAGUAAAUGGAGAAGUAAAAUCGUCAAAAUCUAUGCUAAUCAAGACCUGGUAUCCAAACCUCCUUCACGCUUAUGAUUUUCUUUGUUUUAAUUUGAUGAAUUAUUAAUGAGUUUGAGAAGAAACUUUCAAAGAGGAAAAAGGAUUCGAUUUCAUUUGAUAAGGAUCGAGCUGAUGUGUUAGCGGCUAGUGAUCGAGGUUCCUACUUUGAACAGAAGAAAUAUUGCUCUAGACGAGGAGGAGCGUUGAUUGGGAGAACGAGGCCGUUAGUGUUAGUGUUAUCCGGGCGAAAAUUGAAGGCAAAGGCUAAGACAAACCCGCAGAACCGGACUCACAAGAGUCUUGGCAAGAGUUGGCCGGUCGAACAAUUGUUGCCGGAGAUCGCUUGCAAGAAAAUCUCUUGAAAUCAGUUUCUUGUCAGUUUUCUCACGCAGAUGUGAUUUUGUUAGAGAAUGUUUUUGCAAGAUCCGUGCUUGGUUCAUGUUGGAUCGUGUCCUGUCAAAACGAGAAUUGCCCAUACAUUUCUCUUAUCAUAAUUUCCUUGGCGCUUUCGCUACUCGAAGUGAUAACUUCUUGAUCAAUACCUGCACGAGUUACGUCCUCGAAGAUUUCCUUUCCUUUGUUUACGCGAACGCUUUUUUCGUGUCUUCAGCAUCUGUCUGUUUCGUUAGAGGAAAUGUGAAUCCACAUUAAGCUUAGUAGAAAACGAAAAAUUGAACGAAAAUCAUUCAGUCCCUACUAACCUACUUGCGCGAGCGGCGGAAAUCAGGCUUACAAAGGAGCAACAUCCCACCAGGAGCAACAUUUUGAGCCCGCUUAAGUAAAACUAGUAUCCCUAAAUGGUAAAAAUGCUGCCGAAAGGGAGAACGAUAUUGAGUAUGGUAAUUGUUACCCUAUGAACUGAACUGUGAAGAAUUGUUUUACACAAGACAUAAUGGUAUCGUUAUGAUGGGAAAUCAAUUGAAACUGUCUUCAGGUCGGGGGUUUUCUAGGUUUGAAUAGAUGUUGCGUGCGUGUAGCAUUUUUUGUUUCAGAAUUUUUGUUAUUUCAGCUUUCAUUAUAUAAUAUUUGAUGUUAUGCCUUGUCUCCCCUGCCCUAAAAAAGGACGAAAGUAAUAAUACUUUUAAUGGCAAUUGGAAAAGAAUUUUUGAGCAGAACUUCAUGAUGUGUUUCGGUACAUAGAGGGGGCUAUUAUUGUAACCUGUGAAAACCUGUUUUCCUGAGAAAAUGAACGGUGGCUAAACAUCAACAUUGAGCAAUAGACAUUGCGAAAAAACUGUUUAAUAAAAUUAUAUAUAAAAUAACAUUUUGUUAAGUACUCUAAAAUCUGUCACAUCAACAUUAUGGUAUUGAAAAUCAGUUGUCUCUCCAACAGUAACUUGCAAUGUUGAAAAAUCAACUCGAAACUAUUAUGAAUUUGACAUUAUAGUCACAUUAUACUCUGUGAAACAGUACAGUUAAUUUUUUUUAUGACAUACAGUACCGCUCAGAAAUAAGCGAACUUCGCGUGCGCAGUCUAAACGCGCAUAGGUAUAGGUAUUUCUUUGUUAUUCACCUCUAACUGUUUCUUUUGUGAAGUAUUGUUGGACAAAACAAUAACUAGCUUUGUUAGGAAAACUCAAAAAGCGAGAGCCUUUCGAUAACAGCCAAAUUUGCAUGUUGUAAAAACAUCUUCAAUGAAGCUAUCGUAUUUCCAAUCUAGUCGAUUAAUUAUCACUGCCUACUUGCAACGACUGCUUGGUUUUCUCCCUGUUUAGGAAAAGAAUAUCAUCCGCUAAGCAUACACUUCAUUUUACAUACAUACAUACAUACAUACAUACAUACAUACAUACAUACAUACAUACAUACAUACAUACAUACAUACAUACAUACAUACAUACAUACGCAAUAACUGGGAAAAAAUUUGGCAGAAAUCUAUGGCUACUUUUUUGGCAAAUGAAAUAAAUGGUACAGAUAGAGGCGUAACGGGCCUAAUAGAGCAAGUCCAAAUUAUGUUUCCUUUAAAAGAUAAAAUAUCAAUUAAUAAUGAAGGGUAUUUGAAGCCAUUUUUUCCGGGACGUAGAUGAUUAAGUAAUCAAAGAAAGUCGAACUCUGUGUAAUAUAACAAACCGCAUUGCAGAAUAAUCGAGCUUAUUUGUUGCGCACUGAGAUAACCAAACGUCACCUAAAUAACCAUAUUUGUCAGCAUCGUGGCAUGAAAACAAGCACGGUGACCCCUUUUUUUAUUACGUUUUUAACAUCUCCUUGUACUGUAAUGACACCAUACCAAGUUUCAUUGGAAAUCUAUGGCGAGCUCUUUUACUCGGGAAUUACCUUAAGUCUAGCAAUGCCGUGUAAAUAGUGUCACAGCGAAAAAGCCGCCUCACGAUCUUUUUAUUGCUUUAAGAGCGAGCAAUAUAUCCAAGCGAAAUGUUGUCUUUAAACAAUAAGCUUUCUCCCACCCCAGGAAGUUUUGGUUCAGAAAGAAAUGGUUCGUUCGUGGAACACGUUCGCGACGCAUUUCGCCGGCUACUGUUCCUGCUAAAUAUAGCGCGAGUUUGUAAACGACACGUCAAUUUCAGUUUAAAAAGCGUUGUUUUCACAUCUUAGUUCGUAGCUUUAACAAGAGUAUCACUAAGUAUUGUGAAGCAAAUUGACUUAAGUUUUCAACCACAGUAAACAUAAAUAAUGAGCCAAGAUUCUCAAUAACUUCGUGCCGCUGUUGACGUGUUCUGCUGAGCCGCUUUUGCGUCACCGGAGAGGAAGUGAAAUAAAAUAUCUCGGUUGUAUUAAUUGGCGUAAAUCGGAGAUUUUAAACGGUGGUACGUAUACGAUCUAUAUCCGUAGAAACGAUGUAUUAUCGGAGUUUCUACCAUGCACCGUGCACCGUGAGCAUGUAUUAACUAUUUAAUUUUGCACGAUAAAGUUUUUGCACGAUAAAGUUUUUGCGACUCUUGUGUACCUGCCUCUUGCUAAUUGUCUAUCGACUUUAAGCGUCACGGCAAGUAGUGAAAAUAAUGAUUCUAUGGUUCACUGCGCAUCCUAAAUCAUUCAUUGGCGCAUAACCACAAUUCCUUGCGCCAUAUCACUGCGCAUCCUAAAAUAUUUCCGUUCGCGCAUAACCACAAUUCUUCGCGCAUACCACUGCGCAUCCUAAAUCUCCCAUUUGCGCAUAACCACAAUUCCUUGAGUUUGGUAAGAAAAAGUGAUUGCAAUCCCCAAUAAUGUAAUCUUCUGCUGAUUAUAGAGCUGCCUCGAUCGUUCGCUUCAGGCUCACUCGCUGCGGCAACAAUAAUCCUUCACUUGGUCUAUCACAACAUGAUCUCCUCUUUGAAUUAACCAUUAUCGUUAAUUAUAAAGUUCCUUUGAAUUUACGAUUAUAGUUAAUCUAGAACACUGUUUCCCAGGCUGUUUCAGAAUAGAGCAAAUUGAAAAAAAAAUUCGUGUUAUUUGGACUGGAUUUGAACCAGGAAUUACCCGUCGCUUGCAGGAUCGGCUACUUACCACUAGGCCACGGAAGAACAAGGCGACGGGAAGAAAUUUAACUAAAUUUUUAAUAGAGUUUUGCAUAGAAUAUCACUGAUGUACGAUGAUUAGGCCUAAGCGCAGAUAUUAAAUUGUUAGCUUUUUGUUAUGGUUUGGUGAUCGACCUUUUCCAUUCACUUUAUGAAAUUAUUUUUAGCGAGUAAUUAUAUAUGCUUACCACAGGGUGUAGAAUAAGUGUAUGAAUUAUAUUGUUUCAAAAUCGAGGUUUGUCGAACCAGCAACGUGGUGGUCUGAUGGUUAGAGGAGAGGAUCAGAAAGCGGAGAUUCGUAGGUUUGAGUCCUGUCCGGACACUGAUGAUUGUCCUUUUUCAACAAAAAUGCUUACUUCUCAGAAUUCCUUUCAGACUGUAAGUGUUCUAGAUUAACUAUAAUCGUAAAUUCAAAGGAACUUUAUAAUUAACGAUAAUGGUUAAUUCAAAGAGGAGAUCAUGCUGUCUAUCAACAGGUCACUAUAUUCCGCAUUUAUAUUUUCCUUCAUAUCUCGAAACGAAAAUUUCAGCGAGUAAAGCGCACAUUUUAAGUUCGUUUCUAGCGAAUUUUCCACGUUUUUCGCUGAAAUUUGGAGAGAAUGUAGCCCGAUGAUCAGGCAAAAAAACGGUGGAAUUUUUAUUUUUUGCUUCUCUCAAAAGUUAUGACAAUUUUAGUGAAGAGAAUGCAUGUUUUUUCAACUCUCAAAGUUUAACUGCGUGUCAGAAUCAAACCAGACAAGUAAUCAAGAAGACAUAGCGAUAUUAAUCGCGUUCUCCCGCUCAAAUCUGAGCGGAAACGAACAUGUUUAGUGAACCUCUGUACAUUGAGAAAUAGCACGCUUUAUUUGACAAACCUUAAUUUUUUCUACGUUGGUAAAUAAACCCUCGGAAUCUACAAUUAUUAAGCUUUCAGAAAAUAUAUACUUUAGUAGGGUUUGCGUCAACUGUGCGACCGUAACGCGGCGCUGAAGAAUGAUGGUCAUUUCGGGUACACUGAUACCUAAAGCGUAUGCAAACAAAGAGAAAAACCACGAAAGGAAAGGAAAACUGCCAGUAAAAUGAAAACAUUUCAGCGAUAUUUGCCAUCAAUGGGCUAAGGAAGCAUAGCAGAAGUUUUGGACUUACCGGCUGCUGACCUUGACCACUUAUUGGCAAAGCUUUUUUUAUAGAUAUGGGAAAAAGGAUGGUGACCGGAUUAUGAACCUGACACCCUGUCGGGUUUGCAACGAAGUAUACAGAGAUUCCUUUCCGAAAGCAGGUCUCCUUUCACUGUCUUUUCACCAUUCAAAAGGCAAUUGGUGACACCAGAGCAGUACAGCAGUCAACAGCAACAAAUUAAUUCCCUUGCUGUAACACAAGCCAGUUUAUCAACAUCUUCAGGCGAGCGGUUUUUUUUAUCCAGUGUGAGUGCCAGUUCAAGAUCUUUAACGGGCCAGUAACUAUAAUCCAGGAAUCUCAGAAGAGGCGAAGAGUUUUCAUCGAAAGUGACGACGAAGAGUAGUGCUGAUUCCGUUUAAAUUGUAUUUUCUUUUACCGACACGGCCGCACGGCUUUUUAUGCAAGUUUGAAGCACUUUUCUGUAGGAGCUGACUUCUGGCGGUUAAUUAUUGAAAAUGUCGAUGAAAUUUAUCUCGUCAUAUAGUUACAAACAGGUACUAAAAUACUUUUUGUGGCCGUAUUGAUCAUUGUUUUCCACUAAUAAAUAUAUUCUUGACGGAGUACGCGUAAGCUCGCUGAAUUCUGUUGUGCAGUUUCGCAUCACCGGAUGUGAAGUAACGACUUCCCCUUGAAUUAAGAUUUUUUUCUUUCUUUAGAACCGUCUUUCUAGCCAUAUAAUAAACAGCUUAAUAAUCUGGACCGUUCGGUCGUUACGAGAAAAUCUCAAACCUCGGUCUACCGUAUUGACCUCGCUCUCGCUCGGUCAAUACGGCAAGGCAUCAGUUUGAGAUUUUCCCGUAACGACCUCACCUCGGUUAUUAAGUAGUUAUUAAUGUGUAUUUUUAAGGUCACCAGACGAUAUUCUGUGUAACCUGCGAUCAGGCAUCCCUUUUUUUCCGUCCCUUUUUUUUAAUUUGCGUCAUUUGAAGUGGGACAAGCUAUCAUUAAGAAGACGAAAACAGAAAGCUAUUAUGAUGUUUAAAUCUCUCAACGGGUUAGCCCCAGUGUACUUGCAAGAUUUAUUCAGUGAGCGACACACAGACUAUGACAUGCGCGAUUCUUUCCGUAAGUUAAACUUACCCAAGCCGCGUACCGACUAUUUAAAACGUAGCUUUGGCUAUAGCGGUGCCUUACUAUGGAAUUCUCUUCCUGAAAAUAUUAGGGCAAUUAGAUCAAUUGGGCAGCUUAAGAAGAAAAUCAACCGCGCACUUAAAACAUCCGAUUCCCACUCGGUAAUCUUGUAAAUCAGUUUUUAUAGUUAUUUUAAUUUUUAAAAAUAAUUGUAAUUAAAAUACUAUUAGUAUAACUAACGAUUGUUAACCGAGUUUAAAUAAAGAUUUUUUAAGUCUUACAUUCAUGAGUAGCUCACUUUUCUCAAAGUGCACAACCUUUACUUCAUGUACUUCAUUGUGUAAGUAAACGAAACAGCAACACAGCAUACCAUGGAGGUUAUGGCUCAAAAAUAUGCUAAAAUUGAAACUGAAGAAAAUGAAACGUGGUUACAGAAAUUACCCCUUGGAACUACAGAACAGCUAACAAGAAAUCUUUUCAACACAGUAUUUGCACAGAAUCUAUUAAUUAAAUGGUGGAAUAGUCUUCCGUUAGAAAUACGUACAUUGUCUCUCCUAAGCAUUUUUAAUCACAGUCUCUCAAAGUACUUGCAGUGUCUAACCCGUAACUACCAUUUUUAUCUUGGGGAUUGUUCAGCGCCGCUUGCGACUUAAUUUUUGUGCCCUGAAAUACCGACUUUUUCAGAAAAACUAGUCUGUCCACUUUGCGAUGCACCUGUUAAAGAUCCUAAACACUAUUUUCUGUAUUGCGCAAGUUUUGCUGCCUCUGCGUGAAAAGCUGUUUGCCUCCGCUGCACAAUUGCUCGGAAAGAGAUGGCAUUGUUCUUCCAAAAGAAAAAAAAAAUUUAUGGGCUCUUAAAUGGUAUUUCACACGAUGAUUUUGACUCUAAUAUUAUGUAUUUUAAGUACGUCCAAUCAAUUAUUUCCUUGUCCAACUAUUCUGUUAACUUCUAUUCCUUUGUGUAUGUUUUGUUCGAUCGUCACAUGUGAUAUGCAUUGUAAACAGCAUAACCUCUCCAGAGGAGCCAUUUUUAUAUUCUUAUUGUCAUCUAGGACAGCCUAAUCUCCGAUUCCAUGAAAAGCACUGCUGAUCUGAUACCACAUGCUGUGAUCCCUGAUCCCGAAGCUGUGAACCCUAAUCCCGAGCAUGUAAUUCCAGAUCACGGGGCUGUGAUCCCUAAUCCCGGCGCUGUGAUCCCUGAUCCCGAGCAUGUGAUCUCAGAUCACGGGGCUGUGAUCCCUAAUCCCGAGCAUGUGGUUCCAGACCACGGGUCUGGGAUCCCUGAUCCCGAGCAUGUGAUCUCAGAUCACGGGGCUGUGAUCCCUAAUCCCGAGCAUGUGGUUCCAGACCACGGGUCUGGGAUCCCUGAUCCCGAGCAUGUGAUUCCAGAUCACAAGGCUGUGAUCCCUAAUCCCGAGCAUGUGAUUCCAGAUCACAGGGCUGUGAUCCCUAAUCCGGAGCAUGUAAUUCCAGAUCACGGGGUUGUGAUCCCUAAUCCAGAGCAAGUGAUCUCAGAUCACGGGACUGUGAUCCCUAAUCCCGAGCAUGUGAUCUCAAAUCACAGGGCUGUGAUCCCUGAUCCCGAGCAUGUGAUUCCAGAUCACGGGGAGGUGAUCCCUGAUCUCGGGGCUGUGAUCCCUGAUCCCGAGCCUGUAAUUCCAGAUCAAAGGGCUGUGAUCCCUAAUCCCGAGCAUGUAACUCCAGAUCAAGGGGCUGUGAUCCCUAAUCCCGAGCAAGUGAUCUCAGAUCACGGGACUGUGAUCCCUAAUCGCGAGCAUGUGAUCUCAAAUCACGGGGCUGUGAUCCCUGAUCCCGAGCAUGUAAUUCCAGAUCAUGGGGCUGUGAUCCCUGAUUCCGGGGAUGUGAUCCCUGAUCCCGAGCCUGUAAUUCCAGAUCACAGGGCUGUGAUCCCUAAUCCAGAGCAUGUAAUUCCAGAUCACGGAGCUGUGAUCCCUAAUCCCGGGCAAGUGAUCUCAGAUCACAGGACAGUGAUCCCUAAUCCCGAGCAUGUGAUCUCAAAUCACGGGGCUGUGAUCACUGAUCCCGAGCAUGUGAUUCCAGAUCACGGGGCUGUGAUCCCUGAUCCCGGGGCUGUGAUCCCUGAUCCCGAGCCUGUAAUUCCAGAUCACAGGGCUGUGAUCCCUAAUCCCGAGCAUGUUAUUCCAGAUCACGGGGCUGUGAUCCCUAAUCCGGAGCAAGUGAUCUCAGAUCACGGGACUGUGAUCCCUAAUCCGGGGCAUGUGAUCCCAAUUCACGGGGCUGUGAUCCCUGAUCCCGAGGAUGUGAUUCCAGAUCAUGGGGCUGUUAUCCCUGAUCCCGGGGCUGUGAUCCCUGAUCCCGGGGCUGUGAUCCCUGAUCCCGAGCUUGUAAUUCCAGAUCACUGGGCUGUGUUCCGUAAUCCCGAGCAUGUGAUCUCAGAUCACGGGGCUGGGAUCCCUGAUCCCGAGCAUGUGAUUCCAGAUCACGGGGCUGUGAUCCCUGAUCCCGGGGCUGUGAUCCCUGAUCCCGAGCCUGUAAUUCCAGAUCACAAGGCUGUGAUCCCUAAUCCCGAGCAUGUUAUUCCUGAUCACGGGGCUGUGCUCCCUAAUCCGGAGCAAGUGAUCUCAGAUCACGGGACUGUGAUCCUAAUCCCGAGAAUGUGAUCUCAAAUCAGAGGGCUGUGAUCCCUAAUCCCGAGCAUGUAAUUCCAGAUCACGGGGCUGUGAUCCCAAAUCCCGAGCAAGUGAUUUCAGAUCACGGGACUGUGAUCCCUAAUCCCGAGCAUGUGAUCUCAAUUCACGGGGCUGUGAUCCCUGAUCCCGAAGAUGUGAUUCCAGAUCACGGGGCUGUGAUCCCUGAUCCCGGGGCUGUGAUCCCUGAUCCCGAGCUUGUAAUUCCAGAUCACUGGGCUGUGAUCCCAAAUCCCGAGCAUGUGAUCUCAAUUCACGGGGCUGUGAUCCCUGAUCCCGAGGAUGUAAUUCCAGAUCACGGGGCUGCGAUCUCAGAUCACGGGGCUGUGAUCCCUGAUCCCCAGCUUGUAAUUCCAGAUCACAGGACUGUGAUCCCUGAUCCAGAGCAUGUGAUCUCAGAUCACGGGGCUGUGAUCCCUGAUCCCGAGCAUGUGAUUCCAGAUCACGGGGCUGUGAUCCCUGAUCCCGAGCUUGUAAUUCCAGAUCACUGGGCUGUGAUCCCAAAUCCCGAGCAUGUGAUCUCAAUUCACGGGGCUGUGAUCCAUGAUCCCGAGGAUGUGAUUCCAGAUCACGGGGCUGCGAUCUCAGAUCACGGGGCUGUGAUCCCUGAUCCCGAGCUUGUAAUUCCAGAUCACAGGACUGUGAUCCCUGAUCCAGAGCAUGUGAUCCCUGAUCCCGAGCAUGUGAUUCCAGAUCACGGGGCUGUGAUCCCUGAUCCCGAGCUUGUAAUUCCAGAUCACUGGGCUGUGAUCCCUAAUCCCGAGCAUGUGAUCUCAGAUCACGGGGCUGUGAUCCCUGAUCCCGAGCAUGUGAUUCCAGAUCCCGAGCAUGUGAUUCCAGAUCACGGGGCUGUGAUCCCUGAUCCUGAGCUUGUAAUUCCAGAUCACUGGGCUGUGAUCCCUAAUCCCGAGCAUGUGAUCUCAGAUCAGGGGACUGUGAUCUCUGAUCACGAGCAUGUGAUUCCAGAUCACGGGGCUGUGAUCCCUGAUCCCGAGCUUGUAAUUCCAGAUCUCUGGGCUGUGAUCCCUAAUCCCGAGCAUGUGAUCUCAGAUCACGGGGCUGUGAUCCCUGAUCCCGAGCAUGUGAUUCCAGAUCCCGAGCAUGUGAUUCCAGAUCACGGGGCUCUGAUCCCUGAUCCCGGGGCUGCGAUCUCAGAUCACGGGGCUGUGGGCUCUGAUCACGAGGCUGUGAUCCCUGAUCCCGUGCCUGUAAUUCUAGAUCAUUGGGCUGUGAUCCCUGAUCCCGGGGCUGUGAUCCAUGAUCCCGACCAUGUGAUUCCAGAUCACGGGGCUGUGAUCCCUGAUCCUGGCCGUUUAUAG
Porites lobata is the source of this 14238-nucleotide messenger RNA. NCBI's taxonomy places the organism in Eukaryota, Metazoa, Cnidaria, Anthozoa, Scleractinia, Poritidae. The record is from the annotation of a GenBank genome assembly.